AGCCAAAGAACUUGUAAGUUUCAUCCUCCACACUACGUACUAAAAAAAUUAAUAAUAAUAAAACGAAAAAAAAGCUGCUAUGAGCCUAUGGCAAUUGGCAUGAGAAUUAUUUAUUUAUUAUUUAUGUUUUUUUUAAUGAGGUACUAUAGUUAUUGAUUGCUAAACGUAAUUAAGAGACGACAAGUCGCGGCAGAUUGCAUUAUACAUGUCCAGACCCGGAGCGCUCAUCCGACGUCGUAUUACCAACACAACAAAUUCACUUUCGUUUCUCUGCGGAGCUUCUUCUUUUUCUUGGAAAGUAUCGGGCGUCUCACGGCGGCGGUGCCGAAAUGUCGGAUCAGACUCUUCCCCCGCCGUCCGGCAAGCCCAAGUCCCGGCCCGUCGGCGGCACCGAGUACAGCUGGUGCAGGGCGGUUCCCGGCGGCACCGGCACCACAGUUCUCGGCCUCCUCCUCUCCAAAUCUCCCGAUAUCCCUCAUCUCCAAUCCUCCCUCCACCGUCUCCAAAAUCUCCACCCGAUCCUCCGCUCCAAAAUCCGCUACGAUCCUUCCAGAAGAGAUUUCUCCUUCGUCACUCCCCCUUCUCCGCCUCUGCAGGUCCAAAUCUUCGACCACGCGGCGACCGCACGCGCCGUCGCGUCCCACCCGGACGCUCACGAUCCUUCCGUCUCCGACUUCCACAAGAUCCUCGAGCAGGAGAUCAACCACCACGGCACGUGGCUGGAUCCGAGCGAUCCGUCGUACGCCGAAGCGGACGUGAUGUUCGCGAGCGUGUACGCCGUGAGCGAAUCGCAAUGGGCGGUGUUGCUCCGGCUGCACACGGCGGCGUGCGACAGGGCUGGCGCGGCGGCGCUGCUGCGAGAGCUGAUGGCGGUGGAGAGCGGAGAAACGGCGGUGGAAAUUGGGGAUAGAGGAGAGAUCGGAUUAGGGAUUGAGGAUCUAAUCCCUAACGGGAAGGCGAGUAAGGCUCUGUGGGCGCGUGGAUUGGACAUGCUUGGUUACUCUUUGAAUUCGUUCAGAUUGGCGAAUCUGGAAUUCAGAGACGCCGCUUCUCAGAGAUUCUCACAGAUGAUUAGGUUGAAGAUGAACUCCGACGAGACCAACAAACUCCUCGCUGGGUGUAAAUUGAGAGGAAUUAAGCUGUGUGGAGCUCUAGCAGGUGCUGGAUUGAUUGCUACUCGUUGUUCUAAAGACCUUCCUCGCCACCAGAAGGAGAAGUAUGCUGUUGUUACUCUAAACGACUGUCGUUCCCUCCUUGAUCCUCCCCUCACAACUCACCAUUUAGGAUUCUAUCACUCUGCCAUCCUCAACACUCACGACGUAUCAGCUGAAGAAACUCUGUGGGAAGUGGCAAAGCGAUGCUUUGUUUCCUUCUCAAACGCCAAAGACAACAACAAGCAUUUCUCAGACAUGUCUGACUUGAACUUCCUCAUGAACAAAGCCAUCCAAAACCCCACCCUUACUCCGGCCGCAUCGAUGAGAACGGCCCUGAUCUCGGUGUUCGAGGACCCCGUCGUCGACACUUCCCACCCUGCACACCAAUACCUUGGCUUACAGGACUACAUCGGUUGUGCCUCUGCCCACGGCGUCGGGCCAUCCAUCGCCUUGUUCGACACAAUUCGCGACGGUCAAUUGGAUUGUGCUUGUGUUUACCCGUCACCUCUGUUCUCCCGGGAUCAGAUGAACCGAAUUUUCGAUGAGAUGAAGAAAAUUCUGGUUGAUGCCAUGGAAGUAGAUGAAGGCUAGUGUUUUAGCUAGAUGUUUGUGUACUUUUUUUGUGUUAUUAUAAGCAUUUGCUUUCUUCUCCAAAACAACACAAGAAGACUAUUUAGAGCUGGAUGAAUAAUAGUUGCAUGAACAAAAUUUUUGCAAUUUUUUUAAAAAUUGGACCUUAAACCAGAAGGUGAAGGCCCUUCGUUAAA
Momordica charantia (bitter melon) is the source of this 1921-nucleotide messenger RNA. RefSeq lists its product as uncharacterized. The record is from RefSeq and is a predicted model, not a curated record. Lineage: Eukaryota; Viridiplantae; Streptophyta; Magnoliopsida; Cucurbitales; Cucurbitaceae.